Molecule: messenger RNA, 1329 nt
Organism: Stomoxys calcitrans (stable fly)
Lineage: Eukaryota; Metazoa; Arthropoda; Insecta; Diptera; Muscidae
Product: lipase 1
Exons: 7
Coding region: 1-1329 (442 amino acids)
Biological process (GO): lipid metabolic process
Molecular function (GO): hydrolase activity, acting on ester bonds
Source: RefSeq, a predicted model, not a curated record
AUGUCGGCUCCUCGUCUAGUUUUCACAUCCAUCAGCGAACCCAGAAAGAGUUUGCUGACAAUUUUUAAUAUCGCUCUCUGGCUGGCGAACUCUCAAUUCAUCGAUGAGGACGAAGAUGACAGCGGUGAGGAUGAAACUCCAGAGGAAAAGGCUGAACGCAAAAGCAUAGAGGAGGACUCUUAUUUGACAGUGGAUAAAUUAAUUGCUAAAUAUGGGUAUCCUGCCGAAGUGCAUCAAGUCACCACCGAAGAUGGUUAUAUCCUGACAAUGCAUCGCAUACGGGGCAAACAAGGUGCCCAGCCAUUCUUUUUGCAGCAUGGUCUUGUUGACAGCUCGGCGGGUUAUGUUAUAAUGGGUCCCAAUGUAAGUCUGGCCUAUUUACUCGCCGAUAACAACUACGAUGUGUGGCUGGGUAAUGCUCGUGGAAAUCGUUAUUCUCGCAAUCACACCACUUUAGAUCCAGAUGGUAAAAAGUUUUGGGAAUUCAGUUGGCAUGAAAUUGGAAUAUACGAUUUGCCAGCUAUGAUCGAUUAUGUCUUAAAGACAACCGGUUUUAAGCGACUUCAAUAUGCGGGACAUUCACAGGGUUGCACGGCGUUCUUUGUUAUGUGUUCCAUGAGGCCGGAAUACAAUAAAAAGGUGAUAAUGAUGCAGGCCCUAGCACCGGCGGUAUAUGCCCAAGAAACGGAGGAACAUCCUUACAUACGGGCCAUUAAUUUAUACUUCAAUACUUUGGUUGGCAGCUCUAUAACGGAAAUGUUUCAUAAUGAAUUCCGUUUCCUGUGUCGCAUGACCGAAGAAACCGAAAGGCUUUGUAUAGAGGCAGUGUUUGGUAUCGUGGGCAGAAAUUGGAAUGAAUUUAAUCGGAAAAUGUUCCCCGUCAUUUUGGGUCACUAUCCUGCCGGUGUGGCUGCUAAGCAAGUCAAGCACUUCAUACAGGUCAUAAAAACUGGAAAAUUUGCUCCCUACAGUUAUAGUACAAAUAAAAAUAUGCUGUUGUAUAAGGAACGUGAGCCACCCAGCUACAAUUUAACCGCUGUUACAGUGCCUACCUAUGUGUAUUAUUCCAAAAAUGAUCUGCUGUGCCAUCCCACUGAUGUAGAGGCUAUGUACGCUGAUUUGGGAAGACCUAUUGGCAAAUAUCUGAUACCACAAAAGGAAUUUAAUCACAUGGAUUUCUUGUGGGCCAUCAAUGUGAGGCGUUUGGUAUAUGCCAGAAUGAUGCAGGUUUUGGGUAAAUACAAAGAUAGGCGCAAUAAUGCAAGUGUAUACCCAACGCCUAAGGAUGCCACCAAACCUGAUGAUGGCGACUCUAAGGAAGUCAAGUGA